CGCCCGGCGGCGGCGAUGGGGGCGAUGGGGGCGGCGGAGCCGCUGCGCUCGGUGCUGUGGGUGAAGCGGCAGCGCUGCGCCGUCAGCCUGGAGCCCGGGCGAGCGCUGCUGCGCUGGUGGCGGAGCCCGGGGCCCGGCGCCGGCGCCCCCGGCGCGGAUGCCUGCUGCGUGCCCGUGUCGGAGAUCAUCACCGUGGAGGAGGCCGAGGUGCGCGGGAAGCACCACCCCAGCGGCCGCUGGCAGAAGAUGGAGAAGCCGCACGCCUUCACAGUUCACUGCGUGAAGAGGGCGCGACAGCACCGCUGGAAGUGGGCACAGGUGACGUUCUGGAGCGCCGACGAGCAGCUGUGCCACCUGUGGCUGCAGACCCUCAGGGAGCUCCUGGAGAAGCUGACGUCCAGGCCGAAGCAUUUGCUGGUUUUCAUCAAUCCGUUCGGGGGAAAAGGACAAGGCAAGCGGAUCUACGAGAGGAAGGUGGCGCCAUUGUUCACGCUGGCCGCCAUCAGCACCGAGGUCAUCGUCACCGAGCGUGCCAAUCAAGCCCAGGAGGCUUUGUACGAGAUGAACCUGGACAAGUAUGACGGCGUCGUGUGUGUGGGCGGGGACGGCAUGUUCAGCGAGGUGCUGCACGGCCUCAUCGGCAGGACGCAGAGGAGCGCCGGCGUCGACCAGAACCACCCCCGAGCCGCGCUGGCGCCCAUCGCCCUCCGCAUUGGCAUCAUCCCCGCCGGGUCCACAGACUGUGUGUGUUACUCGACAGUGGGCACCAAUGAUGCCGAGACGUCAGCUUUGCACAUCGUGGUGGGGGACUCGCUGCCCAUGGACGUGUCCUCGGUCCACCACAACAGCACGCUGCUGCGGUACUGGGUGUCCCUGCUGGGCUACGGCUUUUACGGGGACAUCAUCGAGGACAGCGAGAGGAAGCGGUGGAUGGGUCUCAUCAGAUACGACGUCGCAGGCGUGAAGACCUUUCUGUCGCACCACUGCUACGAGGGGACCGUGUCCUUCCUCCCAGCGCAGCACACGGUGGGGUCUCCGCGGGACGGGAAGCCCUGCCGGGCAGGGUGCUUCGUGUGCAGGCAGAGCAAGCAGCAGCUGGAGGAAGAGCAGAAGGCGGCACUGUACGGCCUGGGAGACGCCGAGGAGGUGGAGGAGUGGCAGGUGGUCUGCGGGAAGUUCCUGGCCAUCAACGCCACCAACAUGUCCUGUGCCUGUCCCCGGAGCCCCCGGGGCCUCUCCCCGGCUGCCCACCUGGGAGACGGGUCCUGUGACCUCAUCCUCAUCCGGAAAUGCUCCAGGUUCAACUUCCUGCGGUUCCUGGUCAGGCACAGGAACCAGGAUGACCAGUUCGACUUCACCUUCGUUGAAGUUUACCGGGUGAAGCGAUUCCACUUCACGUCGAAGCACGCCGAGGGCGAGGAUGGCGACCUGCAGGAGCGAGCCAAGCAGCGGUUCGGGCCGCUGUGCAGCGACAGCCCCGCCUGCUGCCGCUCGGCCGCCAAGAGCUCCUGGAACUGCGACGGGGAGCUCCUGCACAGCCCCGCCAUCGAGGUCAGGGUCCACUGCCAGCUCGUUCGGCUCUUUGCCCGCGGCAUCGAGGAGGAGCCCAAGCGAGAGGCGCACAGCUGAGACGCCGUCACGCGGCAAGUGUGACGGUUACCAGGACACCGACUGCAGCCUGAUCACGGCGAUAGAUUCGUUUAAAUGUAGAAAUUUAUUUUUGAUAGCCAAAUCUGUCUUAGGAAAAGUCCCUUUUGUCAGCCACUCGCUGUCCCUCUCGGGCUGUGUCACACAGGCUUGACCCGGCGGUGGCUUCCCCACGGUGAUUAUAGGGACUUUAGGCCGAGACCCACUGUGUGACGGCUCGGGACCAGGUUCUGGGGAGGAGCAGCUUCUCUCCACCCUCGACCGCCAUCCUCCGAGCUGCGAUCCUCACUGUGGGCUGCAGCACCGGCGGGCCACACGGGGACAAUCCGGCUGGGCGGGGGCUCCGGAGACCACGGGGGAAGGGUUAUAGCAGAGCUGGGAAACACGGCAGCGUGUCCAUCGGGAGAGAGUGGAUCCAGUGUUGGCGCCACACCUAGCCCCACGGUGGUGUCCCCAGGACACCACGGGGCAGCCCGGCUCUCUGCACUCGGCACGCCCGUCCCCGUGCUGUGGUUACUGACGCCUCGUUCCUGGAGAUUCGAGCCGUGUACGCGGUGCCGUCUCUGCUGCCCGGGUCCUGCUGGGUGUAGACUGACGCGUCCUGUGACGUGUGUAACACGGGCUUCCCUGAAUGCUCUGACCCGAGGGGCGGGGGCGGGGGGACUUGACUGUUACCAGUAGCGCCGUGCCUGCCGCGGCCCGUGCAGCACACGCCGUCUCCCGCCUCUCCUUCAGAGCCACCCAGGCGGGGCAGCCUGCACGUGGUUUGUUACCGAGGGAGGGGGGAUGGCCCGGCUGCUUCCCUUCGGCUUUGGGCCUGGGUUGGAAGACCACAGACCCAGCACCUGAAAGACAGUGUGGCCCCCGGACCCGCAGCACCGUCCCAGGCUGCUCCCGUGGGGCGGGGAGUGCGGGAACCGGGCAGCUUCGUACGCUUUCCCCAGAGACCCCUGAGUCUGCCCUGGCCCUGGGGAACGAGGCCGCUGCCGACUCGAGAGACAGGGACCAGGCAAAGCAGGCCCUGGUGAGACUCUUCCCCUGUGCCUGUCAGAGCUGCACACUGGUGCUGUUGCUGGGGCCCCGGGAACGUGGGUCCUGGGCAGGGGGCGGCCCGCACGCAUUCCCAUGGAACCUCAGCUCCUGGACCUCGGGGUGCUGGUUGGGUGGCAAGCAUGGCCCCAGCCGGUGCUGGGACUUGCCUGGCAGCUCGCAGCACACUGCAGGCGGGCAGCGCGGGUCCCGGUUCGGGGUAGGCCUGCGGUCAGCCAUUCCCGCGAGCCCCUGUGUGAGUGGGAGACACAGAAAGGAUGGCUUUGUUCUUUCUGAUCUUGCUGGUUUCAAGAUUAGAAGGUGGCGUAUUUGAUCUGAAAUGUUUGAAAAGACAAAAUAAAACUACUUUGGGCAGAA
Molecule: messenger RNA, 3054 nt
Organism: Lepus europaeus (European hare)
Lineage: Eukaryota; Metazoa; Chordata; Mammalia; Lagomorpha; Leporidae
Gene: CERK
Product: ceramide kinase
Exons: 13
Coding region: 16-1629 (537 amino acids)
Molecular function (GO): kinase activity
Source: RefSeq, a predicted model, not a curated record